Molecule: messenger RNA, 546 nt
Organism: Trametes versicolor FP-101664 SS1
Lineage: Eukaryota; Fungi; Basidiomycota; Agaricomycetes; Polyporales; Polyporaceae
Exons: 5
Coding region: 1-546 (181 amino acids)
Source: RefSeq, a predicted model, not a curated record
AUGCCCCCCAAGCGCAAGUCUGAAGUGCUCGAGCCCGUCGACGUCACCGUCGACGCGCCCGAGGUCGAGUCCGAGGAUGACUACGCGCCUGCUGUCGCCAAGCCGGCCGCGAAGAAGGCGCGGAAGUCGGACGUCGGGGAGGGCUCCUCGUCCGGAGCGAAGAAGGGCAAGGCGGCCGACGAGCCCAAGAAGAAGUGGUUUGAGAUCAAGCUGGAGGGAGAGGAGGAGGUGAGCGGCAGCCUCUUCGAUGACUGCAAUGACAUUCGUCGGAAGAUCAAGGCUCUGCAGAAGGAGUCUGGUUUCAAGGUCACGCACUGGCUCGAGGCGAUUGGGAAGAUCAACAAUAACUCGUACCAACGUUUCAUGAAAGCCAGCGGACCCACUGGCGGCGCGUCCAACGGUACCUACUACGCGGCCUACGUCUACUUCGAAAAGGUCAGGAUCGCGGAGGGCAAGAAGAAGACGCCGAAGCGCAUCCGUAACGAGCAAGAAUAUCUGUCUGGUAUGCCCACGGAGGAGCGUAGGGGCAUGUGGGUGAGGGCAUAA